Messenger RNA from Lentinula edodes (shiitake mushroom), 2169 nucleotides. RefSeq lists its product as uncharacterized. Bases 1 to 2169 code for a protein of 722 amino acids. Lineage: Eukaryota; Fungi; Basidiomycota; Agaricomycetes; Agaricales; Omphalotaceae. The transcript has 2 exons. The record is from RefSeq and is a predicted model, not a curated record.
AUGACUUCUUCCACUUCCAGCGUCGCUCCUGCUUCCUCCAGCUCGUCUUUCGACACAGAUUCCGGCAAUUCUCACCGGUUAGCUAUAACAGGAGCGGUACUUGGUGUUUUUGGGAUUAUUGGCGUCGGAAUCAUUCUGUGGUGGACGCUUAGAAUGAAGCCCAAAGUGCCUUAUGAAGAGGAAGCACCUUCUACGCCAGUCCCAAGGCCAAGUCCUCAUACUGCAUCGGGAUCGGGAGUGGCAGAUGCUUUGAGAAGGAGUUUAACGCUUAACAGGUCCCUCAGUAAUGAUAUCGGGCGAAGUAAAUCCAGCAAUUUGAAUAGAAACAAGUCACUGGCAGCGAAAAUCACGCCUUUCAAUCCAGAUGCUACCAUUGAGGGAGACGGUCCGAGGUUUGUUCAUACUCCAGGGGCCAAUAUGCGUAUAGCGACAAGACUCAGCAACGGCGUGUGGCAGUUCAGUGAGCCGGUCAGAGGAGCUUUGGGACAGAUGCACCCGCUUGCCGCAGCUUCUCAAGCAUCUCUUCUCCUUCAGACGCAAAACCUGGACACAGCUUCCUCACCGUCGCUACCUUAUUCGCCGUACCUCACUCCUACGUCGAAUCUUUCCAACCCUUUCUCUGACGCCAAUAGCUAUGCUCCGACACGCUGUGAAUCUCCAGCAGAGAAUCCGUUCGACUCGGAGGAGAUUUCAGACUACGGACGAGCUGCGCGAAGACAAGAUACCUCCGAAUCGCACGUUUCGACUACGACGACCUCACACUACCCGUUUACGCGGCCUUCCGCGCUCACUCUCCGGACACAGACACAAUCCAUGUUUCGGGGCACCGUUUAUGACCUGCAAUCUCUUUCUUCUCCCGGUUCGGCUGUACCAGCAGGUAUCCAUGAUAUAGACGAGGAUAUCAUGAAGCACAGGGGUAAACCUUUACCUGUUGCAGACAGCGAGCUGAUGCGGAGAGGAUUAAGGAAAGAAAGUUCACUUGGUGCUACAAGCCUACUCGGUUCCGCCUCUAAUUUGAGUCUGCCUAUGAGGCAAGAUUCAAAUGACUCUUUUCACGGCGAGCCCGGACUGGGUAGACGUCCUUCAGCUGCUUCCGCUGUUCUACUGGGCGGGACGGGGCCUGUUGGCACUCGCAACAUUACUGCCAUUAAUAACGGAAACAGGUCGACCACUUAUCAUCCGAAUUUGGAUGAUGUGAUUGAUGUGAGAGGGGAUUCAAAUGAAGAGAGGGAGGCAGAGAUGGAUCUCGCAGACGUCGCAGAAGAAGAAAAUUUUCAGGGCGCUGAAGCGCUGCCUACUCCCGUGUCUGGUGGAGUAAUUACAGGAGUCUCGCCCUAUCGAAUGUCAGAAGCGUUUACUUCUCUCGAGGGUCAUGGCCUUUCCUCUCCUGGUCCACUAGGAAGUGAUCGUUUUCCUUAUGCUGUCUCUAAUCAUGCUUCACACCCAUCGACAUCGACUAUCGCCACUUCCCUUUACCCCCACACAAUCACCACGAAAGGCGGCUCUUCUUCACUUGGUUUCGGGCUUUCUAAUCCGUAUGCAUCCACGUCUACAGUGUACCUCGGUAGUUUAGGACAUCUCACGAGGCCGAGUUUGGACACUGAACGUGAAACCGGUCAGGAUAUUAAUUCCAGUAUGCGUCAUGGGCGACCAAGUCUUUCCAUCGAAUCAGCGGUUGAUAAAAGGGGAAGGCGCAUGAGUCGGGGUAGCACCCUUGCUACUACAUACGAGGGAUUUGAAGGUGAAAAUACUUUGGUGUACGAGUCCCCGAUAUCCCCAGGAGGUUCUUAUCCAUAUUCACCAACGUCUACUUCAUACACACAUGACACCAGGGCCCAAACCAAGAAUUGGCAGCGGCAAAGCUCAUUUCUUGGCAGCGAAUCGCACGGAUACGGUGCAGGGUAUGGAUUCAAGAAGCCGCAUCAUUAUCAGUUGGGAUUGGACGAUGUCUAUGCUGCUGAUGCGUCGAUGUCGAUGUCAGGACACGAUCAUUCGCGGGAAGAUGGUGAUGGGGGUGAUACGACGAUCCAUGCGGUGUCCCCGUCGUGGGCAAUAGACGGAGUAAAUGGUGUGGAGAUCAUGGAUGUCCCCAGUGUACCACCGCCCACAUAUCUCUCUCCUGGGUCGAAGUCUAGAUCAAGUUCGCGAUCGAUGGAAGGCAGAACAUGA